AACCAGCUGUUUUUGAUAGACCGGUUACCAUUGUGUUAUUUUAUAUGUAUUAAUAGUUGAAAAACGAAUUUGCAUAGGAAAAUGGAGUGAAAUGUUAUUUGAUUUCUUGGUUUCUGAAAAUAGAAUGAACCAUUUCACAUCGCCGAAUAAUAUACUAUGGAUCUGGAAAGCCAUAUUUUCCCGCGUUUUGUUCAUGGGAAGACAUCGCAAAGCAGUAAAAUGUUUGAAGCUCGAUUAGUUCAGAGUGCGACAUUCAAAAAAGUGCUUGAUGCAAUCAAAGAUCUUUUAAACGAGGCCUCGUUCGAUUGUUCAGAAAGUGGUAUCCAGUUGCAGGCCAUGGACAACUCCCAUGUUUCUUUAGUGUCCCUUAAUUUAAAGUUCGAUGGUUUCGAUAAAUACCGUUGCGAUAGGAAUUUAACCAUGGGCAUGAAUCUCGCAAGCUUAGCCAAAGUGUUUCGCUGUUGUGGAUCUGAUGAUACUGUCACAAUUAAGGCUCAAGACGAUGCGGAUACGGUUACAUUUAUGUUUGAAGCCAAAAAACGCGAUAAAAUCUCAGAUUAUGAGAUGAAACUGAUGAAUUUAGAUCAAGAACAUCUUGGCAUUCCUGAGACUGAGUUCUCGUGCAUAAUCAAAAUGCCUUCUGGUGAAUUUGCACGGAUAGUGCGUGAUUUGUCGCAGUUUGGCGAAUCUAUAGUCAUUUCAUGCACCAAAGAAGGUGUCAAGUUCUCCACCCAGGGUGAUAUUGGUACAGGUAAUGUGAAAAUUGCCCAGACCAACAAUUUUGACAAAGAAGAAGAGUCGGUCACAAUUGAAAUGCAAGAGCCUGUGACAUUAACUUUUGCCUGUCAGUAUCUCAAUUCUUUUACCAAAGCCACACCACUUAGUAACCAAGUCACUCUAUCCAUGUGCGAUAAUGUGCCUUUGGUGGUUGAAUAUCAAAUCCCCGACUUGGGUUACUUACGUUAUUACUUAGCUCCGAAGAUUGAGGAGGAUGAGAAUUAAUUUACUAUUAAACCUGUUGAAUAAUGUGGAUUUUUUUUAAAGAAAAUUGAUUUGUUUCUUUGUGUUAAACUAUUAUACAAUCAGGUUUUUGUAUCUCCUCAUUACAGAAUAUGUGUAAACUAUUAUAAAAUCAGUUUUUUGUAUCUGCUUAUUAAAAAAUAGUUGAAUUUUUAAUUGCAAUAAAUACCACACAGUUUUUGAAUAAAA
This is a messenger RNA of Cylas formicarius (sweet potato weevil), 1209 nucleotides long. It is a transcript of the gene PCNA, whose product is annotated as proliferating cell nuclear antigen. The transcript is spliced from 4 exons. The record is from RefSeq and is a predicted model, not a curated record. Lineage: Eukaryota; Metazoa; Arthropoda; Insecta; Coleoptera; Brentidae. Gene Ontology annotation, cellular component: PCNA complex. Gene Ontology annotation, molecular function: DNA binding; DNA polymerase processivity factor activity. Gene Ontology annotation, biological process: translesion synthesis; leading strand elongation; regulation of DNA replication. Bases 157 to 1002 code for a protein of 281 amino acids.